AUGCAAACCGAAACAUUCCAAAUCGCUCUCAAGACUCCCGGUGCAGGACAUGCAAUCACUCAACUGCCGGCAUUUGAAAAAUGGUGUGCUGGAGAGAUUCGGAAAUUUUGGUGCUAUGGAAUCCCUGGAUCUGGGAAAACAGUUCUUGCAUCUAUCAUCAUCGAUCAUAUCUCCAAUCGAGUGAUAGGACAUCGCACCAAGGAAGUCUGUGUCUACUUUUACUUUGACUACACAAAGCACUCCGAACACGGGAUUACCGACAUUCUAUCCACAGUACUAUUGCAACUCUUACAAAAUCAGGAGGUUCUUUCCCCCGAAACUCAGCGCGUCGUUAAUACCUGGAAAAGGACUCGACAAGUCCCAACUGAGGAGGACUACUUCAAAAUGAUUGCAUCGCAAGCGGAAUUGUUUUCCACUAUUUAUUUCGUGGUAGAUGCUCUUGACGAAUGUCUCGACAGCCCCGUUGAAAACACUCUUGCGAUCUUCCUAAGGAGAUGCCAGGACUUGCCGAAGAACUUCAGGAUGGUCUUCACGUCGAGGCCGGGAUCCCAUUUCCAUCGAAUGAUAAGCCCAGAUCAUAAAUGUGAAGUCAAGGCAGAUGAAGCUGAUGUCAAAGCUUACUUCGAAAAGUUCAUCGAAAACCACUAUGAUUUCCAAAAGGUCGUAGAGAACGGCCGCAUAGCGGAUCCGUGCUUCAAAGACAAGAUCAUUACAGCAAUUAUGAAAAAGUCUCAAGGAAUGUUUCUUCUUGCACAUCUUCAUAUCGAAUCCUUGGCUUCAACUCUGAGUCUCGUUGAGCUCAUCAACAAAUUGUCACACCUCUCAGCAAGCCCGCAAGAAGUCUAUCAUCAGGCAAUGGACCGCAUAAAGACGAACUCUGUUUCGAAACGGAUUUUGGCUAUUCAUGCCUUGUCCUGGGUCGUUUACGCUAAGAGAGCUCUCACUGUCGAUGAGCUUCUACACGCUGUCGCGAUUCGUAGUGCCCCACCAUCUUCGUUCACCGACAAUGAGCCGAGAAAGAAUCUCCUGCCUACAUCAUCCAACAUGUGCACGGAAGAAGUUCUUUUAUCAGCCUGCAUCGGCCUCAUCGUCGUUGUCCCCGGUGGCUCUGCAUCUGAAAGGACUGUUCGAUUGGCUCAUGCCACUGCGGCGGAAUUCCUCUUGGCUCAAGAGAUAAUCAGAGAUGAGCAGGCUACCUUUCUGGAAACCUGUUUAAACUGUCUUUUCCACGCCUCAAGUCAGAAAUCUUGCUACUCUGGGGAAGAGCUCAAUAAGCACUGCAAGAUGUAUCCUCUCUUCCGUUACGCAGCGGCUUACUGGGGACACCACUUCUCCGAGGUGCCCAAAGUAAAAGGAAGUAAUUACAAGUUGGCCUGGGACUUUGCAUCAGACGAAGUUAAGCUAGGCAAUGCACUGAGAACGAUGACAGACCCAAGGGUCUCGCACCAGACAAAAGUUUCUGGAGGGCAUGUCUCAGCUUACUUUGGGCUUGAGAGUCUGGUCAGGAGAGCGAUGUCCAAGGCCAGCAAUGUUGACUUUAAUGCCAGAACAAAGAGCGGAGAUACCCCAUUACACUGGGCAGUAGCCCAUAACCAACAAGAUUUCGCGUUGUUUCUGAUCAAUGCAGGGGCGGAUCUCAACAUCCAAAACACCAAUGGCAAGACGGUCCUACACAUGGCGACGGCCAUGGACCACAGACACUUUAUCAACAUUCUAAUAGAGAAAAGGGCAGACCUUGAGCUCCAAGACUCCGAGGGAUACACUUGUUUGCGAUGGGCUGCCCGUUAUGGAUACCAGAGGACUGUUAGUAUCCUGCUGGAGGCCGGAGCAAAGAUCAGCGCGUCUGACAAGGAUGGAUACACAGCGUUACGCUGGGCAGCACGAGAGGGGUACAAGUCGAUCGUUAAGACUCUCAUUGACAGAGGCUCAUCAAUUGAGUCACCGGGCUCAGAGGAGUGGACGCUGAUGAGAUGGGCAGCACAAGAGGGCCAAGACUACAUCAUCAGCCGCUUAGCUAAAAGAGGUGUCAGUUUGAAUAAUCCGGAUUCCGAGGGAUUGACUGCUUUGAGCUGGGCCGUGAAGUACAAGCGAGAGAUGACCGUAUGGCAGCUGAUCAAGGGUGGUGCAGAUGUCAAUAAGCCGGACAAGAAGGGAAACCGACCUCUUCAUCUAGCUGCACACAAUACCAGCGGCGAUCAAGACAGAAGCUCUCUGAAUAUAGUCUGGAUACUCUUACAGAACAAGGCCGAGAUCGACGCCAGGAACAAACACGGAAUGACACCUCUGCAUCUAGCAGCAGCCAGAGGAACCGCCUCAACCGUCUGGCUGCUACUCGAAAACGGAGCGAAUCCAACUCAAGUUGACACAAAUGACCACAACGCAUUAUACAAUGCCGUAACUGGGCUUCAUCUUGGAUGCUGUCAGAUUCUGAUCCAGAAAGCGGAGCAUCUCGUCAACUCCAAGGACUUGUCAUGGCGUACGCCUUUGCAUGACGCGGCCUCAGAGGGGUCCCUCGCGAUUGUCGAAAUGCUCCUACGCCACGAUGCGCAUAUAGAUGCUCAGACCCGCCAGGGUCAGACACCACUUUAUCUCUCAAUCCUCCAAGACCAUCUUAGUGUUGCCGAGUUGCUAGUCAAGAAAGGUGCAAACUUACAGAUCCUCAACACCAACAAGCAAUGGACGGCUUUACACCAUGCAGCAUGGACAGGAAGUAUUCUCAUGGUAGAGAUGCUCAUCAGGAAUGGGGCAGACGUUGACGCGCAGGAUCGACAAGGGUACACUGCGCAGCAUCUUGCGCUUCAGGCUGGACAUGGCGUGAUCGUGGAUUGCCUGAGGGCGACUGGAGCAGAUACACAAUACCUGGAUUCCGAAAGGUUGAAGUCAAAGGACUUGAAUGGAGAAGGCAAAGAGAAAUCAUUCACAUCGACUGAUACCUCUUUCCCUUUCGAGGAAGCGAAAAGUGCUGAGUCGCCACAAACAGAAGAGCGUCCGUGGUGGAAGGGAGAUAGAAGGUUCGCGGCUACUGUGGAGGAUGAGUGA
Molecule: messenger RNA, 3039 nt
Organism: Colletotrichum paranaense
Lineage: Eukaryota; Fungi; Ascomycota; Sordariomycetes; Glomerellales; Glomerellaceae
Exons: 4
Coding region: 1-3039 (1012 amino acids)
Cellular component (GO): nucleus; cytoplasm
Molecular function (GO): protein binding
Source: RefSeq, a predicted model, not a curated record